AUGUCGUAUUCCAAUGGUGAACAAUCCAAUUACCCUACUUCUUUUGCCGAUUCCGAAUCUCACGAGCAAACCGAGUAUUUGACAAGUGGCUCCUCCACUGGCCCGGGAAAUCCCAAUUCUCCUUCGAGUUCGCAAGGAUACUCUGUACGGUAUACCCCCAAUGGUAUAGAGGUGAGUAUUGGCACUGAAGGCGGUAUCCAUCCUGCGGGGUAUGGCGAGGAAGAUGAUCAUGUUCAGAUCCGGGGUCAAUGGAGUUGA
This is a messenger RNA of Kwoniella mangroviensis CBS 8507, 258 nucleotides long. RefSeq lists its product as uncharacterized. The transcript has 2 exons. The record is from RefSeq and is a predicted model, not a curated record. The coding region runs from base 1 to 258 and encodes 85 amino acids. NCBI's taxonomy places the organism in Eukaryota, Fungi, Basidiomycota, Tremellomycetes, Tremellales, Cryptococcaceae.